Molecule: messenger RNA, 312 nt
Organism: Fusarium odoratissimum NRRL 54006
Lineage: Eukaryota; Fungi; Ascomycota; Sordariomycetes; Hypocreales; Nectriaceae
Exons: 2
Coding region: 1-312 (103 amino acids)
Source: RefSeq, a predicted model, not a curated record
AUGCAGACAAAGUUGGACGAUUUCGAUGUAUGCGUUGUCACUGAGAAGAUGGUGUCAGACAGAUGGUUCUCAUUGAUCUUUGCACAGGCAGCUUGCACAGCGUCCAUGGCCCCUUGGCUGCUCGCCCGAGAGCCUCAAGGAACGUCUGUUCCCUCCCGCCGUCAACCAAAAUCCACUGGCGGCCCGUCACUUGCAGCGUACCGGUACCGUACCGUACUGCACUGCACAUCACCUGGAGAGUCGUAUCGUGUAAGCCCGCUCGCACAGAAGACGCUGCACGACGGACGGUCUUCACACCCACUCACUUACUGA